CAGAAAGAAGAUUUUGUGAUAUUUUGGAAGAAUUAGAGGUCUGAUCUGGAUCAGAGGAGAAGCAGCAGGAUGGACAGUGGAGCUAACAGCGACGUGUUCUUUCUGUCUGAUGAGAAAUUUGACUUCGACGUCUCUCUGUCACCGGCCAGUUCUACAGGUGAUGAUGACCACGAGGACGAGGUGUUCCUGGGCCCGGUUGGUCAUAAGGAGAGGUGCAUUUCCAGAAGCAUAGUUUCACGGAUUGAAAGCAGUGGCGUUGGUACAAGUUGGAGUCCACUAUCUGGGGAUCAGCUGGAUGCCAUUUGUCAAGAAGCUCGCCAAUUGGCUGAUCAGUUCCAGAGCACUGAGCCCAGCCAGACUCAGAAUGACAAUAUAACUGCUGAAUCAAAGGCCAAUACAGAGACUGACACGAAUGAGUUUGUUCAGGACGCUGAAGCAAAACUGUGCAUGCUCAGUAAGCCUAGCAGCACACUUAGCCCCAUCAAACGAGAGACUUUCUGUGUCCAGGACAGCCCACUAAAGGAGCUACCACCUGCUGUUCAGCGCCGCCUGCUCAGGGGACGCAGCUCCACUGCUGGAGGAGGAUUGUCCACCCUCCCCACCCAGCACACUACUGCACCUACACACACUGCAGCCUCAAAUCGCUGCUCAGGCACAGUUGGCAGGGGUAAGGCUCAGCCCAGGACAUCGCUGCGAGGGAAAGCUGGGCUCGGUGUCGGUGUGGUACUGCCAAGCCGACCUGCUGCCCCAACCAAUUCGUCUUCAACCACCAAAAGCCAGCCAGAGAAAUCCAGACUCCAGCCACCAAGCAAAGUGUCUGGGAGUCGGAGGCCGAGCCCAGGCUCCAGCAGGACAGGAUCAUAUGAGGAUCUACUCUCUGAUUCAGCCAGCGUGGCUUUGGACGUCAGCGACUCGUCCCUUAACUCAAGCCUGCAGCGCAAACGCUCAUUGGCUCCACCCACCAAGAUUGUUGUGAAGACCCGGUCUGCUAUGAAGGCUCCCACCCCUGAGAGCAGGAGGGUGACAAACAGGAGGAACACGUCUUCAUCCUCAUCAUCAGUGUCCAGCUUCAACUCCAGCCUAUCCCAGUCUCCUGCUAAAAGGAAACUCAAUUCUUCUCUGGACCGGAGUUUGACUACCUGCAUUAGUCCCUUGCCCACUAGUGUCAGCAAGCCAGCCAAUCAGAGCAGACCUCGCCGCUCCAUGGUCAGCAGGCCUCCAGAUCCCCCAUCCUCUGCCACUGGCCGGCAAUCUCUGUCCAUUCAUAACCGAAAGCUGUCAGAACCAGGAUUUCCUAAAACAGCCAGGGCCACACCCCUGAAGCGAACAGAGGCGUCGCCCAUCUACGCCACGUCCGCCAAGAGAGCUGUGGAGAGGACGGCUUCCAUCCCUGCCCUCCCAGCUUCAGGAUCCACCUUAUCCCAACUGCAGCGUGGACUGAAGACUAAACCUCAGACGCUACCUGCUCCAACACCCAGCGGAGGAGUCAGAGGUGUUUCGUCUCCAGAUGUGUCAAAAAUGUUGAAGCCGAAGAGACUGGUGUCAACAAAGAGCGUGGACAGUCUUCCUCAGAAGCCCUGCAUCAGUGCUCUGACGCCCUCUACUGGUACCAGGACUCUGCAGGUGAAAGCUCGACGUCCGUCUGCCCUCCCCACUCCACUGAGAAGUAGGUUGUCAGCUCUCCCUGUGGCCACACCCACCAGCCAGCUCCAGCCCACCCAUCCACUGCCCGCCUCCCACAGCAGCCCCACCCCCUGCAGCAUGUCCCCUCCUGUUACUGAAGAGGCCGAGUCUGUUGAAGUCACAGUCAUUCAACCCUUCAGUCUGGAGGAGGAGGAGCCUAUAGCCGCCCCACCCACAACCUCCUCACCACCCAACCAGACAGAGAACACAGCACCUGAAGCAUUGAGUCAGAGCCAGUCAGAGAUGAGAACACAAACCGAACUGGAGGCAAAGGUGGAGAAUAACACCAAGACACAAGAGAUUCUCCUCCUGGACCUUCCAGCUCCAGCUCUGCAGCCUCAAGAAAAACUGCUCAUUGAUCUGACCAAUACCCCCGAUCUGAUCCGCACCAGUAAGACCUGCUCCACAGAGUUGAUCGAUCUGAGCUCUCCUCUCAUCAAAUGGAGUCCAGAAAACAAGAAGAACAACGAUGCUCCACUCAUCAACCUGUCAUUCUGAUCCACGUCCUUGGAAGAACAGAACCAAGAACUACUGUACAACUGGACAUAGACCAGAAACUGUAUCAUCUCUGCAGUAAUUUAGACUCUAAUCAACUUGAAUAUUGAGUGGAAUGAAGCUGAGUUUGUUUUUGUUUGUUUGUUUUGUUUUGGGUUUUUUUGUGCUGAUUUUAUUUUAUAAGUGACUGAGUAAAUGUUGUUUGUGUCUGUGUGGAUGAGCUGCAGAGAAACAUGAGUACCUAAUAAAGUUUAAAUCAGCUAAAACA
Molecule: messenger RNA, 2446 nt
Organism: Sphaeramia orbicularis (orbiculate cardinalfish)
Lineage: Eukaryota; Metazoa; Chordata; Actinopteri; Kurtiformes; Apogonidae
Gene: gtse1
Product: G-2 and S-phase expressed 1
Exons: 12
Coding region: 70-2181 (703 amino acids)
Cellular component (GO): microtubule cytoskeleton; cytoplasmic microtubule
Molecular function (GO): microtubule binding
Source: RefSeq, a predicted model, not a curated record